CAAAACAAAUAUUAUUACAAAAAUAUCUCCUUUUGUUUUUUCAUUUGAAAGUAUGGAAUCAAAAUGUACUUUGGGACCAUAAUAAUAAUACCGGGUUUUCACAUCAUUGUUUGUAUGGGGUCCUUCAGCGGUGAUGGGCGACGGAUUCAUAGCCAAGGGGAUAACCUUCGAGAACUCAGCAGGGCCAAGCAAGAACCAAGCCGUGGCAUUAAGGAGUGGAUCAGACCUCUCCGCCUUCUACAAAUGCAGCUUCGUAGCCUACCAAGACACUCUCUACGUCCACUCCCUCAGGCAAUUCUACCGAGAAUGCGACAUAUACGGCACCGUCGACUGCAUCUUCGGCAACGCAGCUGCCGUUUUCCAAGCCUGCAGUUUAUACGCUCGUAAACCAAACCCAGACCAAGAGAACGUUUUCACAGCUCAAGGAAGAGCAGACCCGAACCAGAACACUGGGAUUUCAAUUUUGAACUGUAAAAUCCGUGCCGAUUCUGAUUUAAUCCCCGUAAUAUCAUCGUUCAAGACGUAUUUGGGGCGUCCCUGGAAAGAGUAUUCGAGGACGGUUAUUAUGCGGUCGUAUAUAGAUGAUUUGGUGGAUCCUGCAGGAUGGUUGGAAUGGAAUGGGAAUUUUGCUUUGAAUACACUUUAUUAUGGGGAGUUUUUGAAUAGAGGACCAGGGUCGGAUACGAGUCGUAGAGUUACAUGGCCUGGGUAUAGAGUCAUUACGAGCUUCGCAGAUGCAAAUCAGUUCACUGUUGGGGCAUUUAUACAAGGAAACCAGUGGUUGAAUUCUACUGAUAUUCCAUUCAAUCUCGGCUUGAGGUGAAACCUGAAAUUUAAAUGGCGUAAUUACGGUUUAGCCCUUUUUUCUUUUUUGUAAAUAUUUUGAUCAAUUGCCAUCACAUGCAUGUCAAAUUGCU
This is a messenger RNA of Gossypium raimondii (Peruvian cotton), 917 nucleotides long. RefSeq names its product pectinesterase-like. The record is from RefSeq and is a predicted model, not a curated record. The transcript has a single exon. Gene Ontology annotation, biological process: cell wall modification. The coding region runs from base 134 to 823 and encodes 229 amino acids. Gene Ontology annotation, molecular function: pectinesterase activity; pectinesterase inhibitor activity. NCBI's taxonomy places the organism in Eukaryota, Viridiplantae, Streptophyta, Magnoliopsida, Malvales, Malvaceae.